AUGACGACAAUUGCUUCCAAGAACAUGUACGAGCUGCUGGGCAACGAUCCCGAGCUCGACCCCAACAGGCCAGCUGAGCCACCGACAAAGGCCAUCGACAAGCCUGCCCCUAGGCACGGCAAGCGCGACGGCUCCGACGUCAAGGCCUCUCCCCCCGUUGAGCGCCAGGGCAACCAGAGCCGCGCCAAGCAGAGCAACAACGCCAACGACAACGCUUUUAGGGAUCGCGGUGUCGGCGCUAGCAGCAACCGCACCCGUGGUUCUGGCGAGCCUGAGCAGCGUGGUGGCCGUGGUGGCGGUCGCGGCCGUGGUGGCCGUGGCGGUGCCCGUGGUGGCCGUGGUGGUGCCGCCCGUCAGGAGGGUGACCGUCACAGCAGGACCAACAUCGGCGAGCACGAGAAGCAGGCUGCUCACGGCUGGGGUGCCGAGACUGGUGAGGCCGAACUCGCUGACGAGCAGGCCGGUGAGGCCAUUGCCCACAAGGAGGAGAAGGAGGCCGUCAAGGAGGACGCCGAGGCUGAGGCUGCCGAGCCCGAGCCCGAGGACAAUUCCAAGUCCUACACUGCCUACCUCGCCGAGCUGGCUGAGAAGAAGCUGAAGCUUGGUGAGCAGAACCUCCGCAAGGCCAACGAGGGAAGCUCCAAGAACUUCCCCGAGGGUACCCAGGUCACUCGCCAGGAGGAGGACUUCUUCGCCGGUUCCGGCGGCAAGGCCAAGCGCGAGCGUCAGCGCAAGGAAAAGGUCCACGUCGAGCUCGACGGCGACCGCAUGCUCGCUCCCCCUCCCCGUGAGGGUGGUGCCCGCGGUGGACGCGGUGACCGUGGCGGCCGCGGCCGCGGCGAGGGUCGUGGUUCUUUCCGUGGCGGCGAAGGUCGUGGCGGCGAAGGUCGUGGCGGCGAAGGUCGCGGCCGUGGUGGUGACCGCGGUCGUGGUGAGGGUCGUGGCGGACGUGGUCGUGGCGAAGGCCGUGGCGACGCUCGCCCCCGUGGCGGCCGUGGCAACGCUCAGUCUGGCCCCAACGUCACCGACUCCAGCGCUUUCCCCAGCCUCGGCGCAUAA
Molecule: messenger RNA, 1059 nt
Organism: Ascochyta rabiei
Lineage: Eukaryota; Fungi; Ascomycota; Dothideomycetes; Pleosporales; Didymellaceae
Exons: 6
Coding region: 1-1059 (352 amino acids)
Cellular component (GO): cytoplasm; nucleus
Molecular function (GO): RNA binding
Source: RefSeq, a predicted model, not a curated record